Molecule: messenger RNA, 363 nt
Organism: Rhodamnia argentea
Lineage: Eukaryota; Viridiplantae; Streptophyta; Magnoliopsida; Myrtales; Myrtaceae
Exons: 1
Coding region: 1-363 (120 amino acids)
Molecular function (GO): cysteine-type endopeptidase inhibitor activity
Source: RefSeq, a predicted model, not a curated record
AUGAGACAUCAAAUCCUACUCCUAACGGUCUUCCUCACCGUCCUCCCUCUCUCGACAGUCCCGGUCAUUGGCGGAAAGUCCCUUGCCGGAGCCUGGGAGCCGAUCAAGGAUGUGCACGAUGAUCCGCAAGUCCAAUUCAUCGCCCACGUCGCGGUCAACUUUUACAACUUGAAGCACCACAGCAACCUGAUUUUGAAAGACGUCGUGAGAGGGGAGACGCAGACUAGUGGCGCCGCCACCAAGUAUCUCCUGCAUAUCAUCGUGGACCAGCUGUCGUCACCGUGUUACAAGACCAUGGUUCUCGACAAGAAGAAGUCCCCGCACUACCGAGAGCUUUUGCUCUUCGAACGCGAGAUUUGCUAA